GACACUAAGUGACGGACGAGACCGUGACCAGGGAGGGAGGCUGGACGGCCGAUUGAAGGUCCUUCAGUGUGCUAGGAAGCCGGCUGAACCAGAGCGACCAUGUUCUUGGGCGCCCGCAGGGGCUGAUGGCCGUGGACACGGCCCGCUCGGGCCCGGGAACGGCAAGAACAUUUAGGUGCCUGUUAAUCGUUCCUGGACAACUUCUUAAGCCCUGGAAAUCUGAGAUGGAGCGCGAGAAUACUUUCCGUCCAGAUGGCGAGUUCAAAGGAGGUGUUUUAGCUCACUUGGAAAGACUAGAGACUCAACUGAACAAAUCCCAUAAAAGACUGGAAGGACUGCAGAGAGCACAGGCGGAAGAAAGUGCCCUGGAAAGCAAGAUUCAUAAACUGACAUGUCUGCGAGAUCAGCUGAGAGCUGAAAUGCAACAACGGCGAGCCAGGGUUAAGGUGUCUACCACCAAUGUAGAACCCGACCAAACGGUGGAGAUCAGUGAGCAAGAAGCUUUAGAAAGAAAACGGGAAAAUGUGAAAGCCAUUCUGCAGGCGUACUGUUUUACAGGGCUCAGCGGGAAACUGACCAGCCGUGGAUUCUGUAUCUUCAUCAACACUGCUUUUGAGGGGAAUCUGCUGGAUUCCUAUUUUGUGGACCUGGUCAUGCAGAAACCACUUCGGAUACAUGACCAUUCAAUUCCAGUUUUCAUUCCCCUGGAGGAGUUAGCUGCAAAAUACUUACAGACUAAUAUUCAGCACUUCCUGUUCAGUCUGAGCGAGUACCUAAAUGCUUACUCUGGAAGGAAGUACCAGGCAGAUCGACUUCAGAGUGACUUUGCUGCCUUUCUGGCUGGGCCUUUGCAGAGAAACUCACUGUACAACUUGCUGUCAUUUACCUACAAUGUGGAGCUGAGGGGUCAGUCCCUCCCAUUCUGUGCUAGAUUGCUGUAUAAGGACCUCACAACAACCCUUCCGACUGAUGUCACUGUUACCUACCAAGGGAUGGACACAUUAUCUACCUCCUGGGAAGAACAGCGAGCAUCCCAUGAAAAUCUGUUUUGUACGAAGCCCUUACAUCAAGUAUUUACUUCAUUUGCAAGGAAAGGAGAAAAGCUGGGUAUGAGCCUGGCCUCCUAGAAUAUUGUUUUCAUUGGGACCACAUCAGAAGUAAAAGGAAAUAUUGCACUUUCUGCUCUCAUGACUAAGGUGACAGGGGUUCCAGAAGAACCUUUCAAGAUUAUCAGGACGAGGGCCAUGUCUAGCUCAGACCAUAUGGAGGCGGGUCUCCGGCUGGAGUUCAAAGGCAUCACUUCCAAGUACACCUGAGGAGCAGAGCAAUGCCGGGACAGGUGUCCCACCAAGUCCUCAGCUUAUGCAGAGGUUCCUCACCUGCACUCUCAACCUGGCAGCAAAGGCAGCUUUGUUCUACCUCUGUUACAUUCCUGCUUACAGGGGCCAUGGUCUCUCUGUGCUAAGAAGGGCUGGUUGAAACCAGGGCUCUGGAAGGAUUGUUCCAGCACUAUGCCUAAGACCCCUACUCUGAGGAAUAAGUAUGGCCCCUGCUCAGAGCUCACAGAUCCAUGAACAACUGAAGGCUUGAGAUUUUUAACCCUAAAACAUCUAUGUGAGUGUGUACUUCAACAGUUUGGGAAUGUUGGGACUUAAGUCAUUUGUCCUUUCCCAAGACUUAUUGUUGAUUUCAAAAAAAAUACGUCUUCCCUUCACAUUUGGACUAUAGUGGGGUAGAGGCCCUUUAGGAGUUGUCUACCACCUGGUGGGGCAGUGUCACAGAGGAGCCAUUAGGGAAGGCAGCUGGCUUCUCACGGCCCUUCAAGAAAAAGGUGAGCAGCUCUCCCUUCCCUUUCACGAAGAUGGGUCCUCUUUUCACAAAGCGGAAGCCGUACUCUCGAAGGAUGACUUGUGUUUCUUCUACCACCUGUAGAGGCAGAGAGCUUGGCAGUAGAGAGUGGACACUUCUCACCAGCAGGCAAGGGCUGGAGGGUGACAGGAUCCAUGGUGGGUUGCCUGGGGCCCUCCCCUCUCCCAAAGGUGGCUUUGUGCUCACUCGCCCAGGACAGUAGUACUCUUGUUUUGGGAACCUCUACUUCCUGCUCUUUGGUCCCCUCUACCCCUUUGUCAAGCUUUCCUGCCAGUCCCAAGCUGAUACAGAUCAGGUGGCUUCAGCAAGGAUCUCCUGGAGGCACGCUAUUCUUACCCACAACUUCAACCUAAAUGUUACAAAUGGGACUGAAGUAUUUUCUCCCUUCUCCUGAGGCCAGCUACGGAGGCAUUUCUGCCCCUGCUCCUUAAGCUCACAGCACUGCCAAUUUAAUAUUCCAGGCCACGAGGAAGGAGGUAGUAGUACAGGGCAAAGUGUGCACUAUUCUUAUUUGCACCCAUUCCCUAGGUUUGAGCACACACUUAGCGCUGUUGCUGGACAUACCUGAAUGUUGCCCAUGACCCCUGUGGACUCCAUCCUGCUGGCUACAUUGACUGUAUUGCCCCAGAUGUCAUAGUGUGGUUUCCGGGCUCCAAUGACACCAGCCAGUACCCCUCCUUUGUUCAUGCCUAGAGUAGAGGAAAAAAAUUCAGCACAGCCCUGUGUCCAGCUUUGUCCUGACCAGCUCUCAGAGAACUUGCCACCUGAUCCCAACCACAAAGUUAUUUACACAUCACAUUCCUCAGUAAGCUUAUCCUGUAAGCUACUGGAGGGCAGAAAUCAUUUCUCCCAUUUAAUCUGCCCUCACUAUGUACUUGGCAAAUAUCAGCAAUUCCCAAGGUGCUAAUUUACCCAGUACUCAAAUGGCCAGUUUCUUCACACAGACCUGGUACUUCAUGUCUCCUGUGACCUCAUCCAGAAAGGGUGAGACCCCCUUUUCAGUAGGAGAAAUGAGGUGACAUCAACUCCUCUAACAGGAAGAAGUGAGCAUGCAUGCCAAGCCUUCAGAAGGUAAGACUCCUUGGAAAGGUACACAAACUGACUUCCCAGCCAAUUGAAAAGGAAGGCUGUCGUGAGCAGCUUGGGCCAGGCAGAGCCAACCAUCAUUUCAUUAGUCAGAUUAUGGGUUUGAUCAUCUAGAAGAGACAACUUUGAAGACACUAAAGGUCCCUUCUGGCUUUGAGGGUGACUCCCCAACUUAAAUGCCCCAGGGUCUUGUGAGCUGGUCCUUCCUGCUGAUGUGUUGCGUCCCUGCAUCUGAUGCAGUAGCAGGCAAGCCCAGAGCCCUUACCUAUACGCAGCAUGAAGUUGUUGAAAGACUGGUUGUUGAUGUUGGUAAGUGUGUCCUUCAUGGCCAGUGCGAAGUCCGCCAGAUCAGCCAGGUGCUGCCAGCGCUCCUUGUCUGACUUUUCCUCCUGUAAGAGACCAGCAGAGGUAGCACUGGGAGCCAGUCCGGGUGUGACCGUAGCACCUGCUCACCCUUUUCCCAACAUGCUGGAAGUGAAUCCCUAUUCUGGUUGUUAUAAAGGCCUCCUCCUCCACUUCUUCCCACACAGGAGUCAGUGACCUUUUUAGCUCUAACUUGUCACUGAUGGAGUUCACCCGGGUCCCUCAGGGAAGUGGUGGGGAAGACAAGUCCUACCAAUCCAGUUGCUUCCUGCCUGUCCUAUCUCAUUGCCACCUUGACUGAUACCUAGCCUUUAAAUUUGGGGUAGUUGUCCUCAUUUUGAUUCCUCAACUAGGUUAUAAGUUGGUUGAGAACCUAUCUUAACUAAAUUUCUUUAACCUCAUCCAUAAAACGGGGAUGGCAAGAGUACUUAGAUCACAAAACCAUUGUAAGAUAAGAUAGGAACAUACUGUUUUAAGAAUAGCCCUUGCGACUAGGUCCCCCACAGCUCAUUUCCUCUCCUUCUGGUAUCUAAACAGAACUGAAUUCACUUAGCAAAAGAAGAGGCUGUUAGUGAGUUCUAAAGAUUCUCCUUUUCUAACAAAACUGCUUCCCAAUCUGGACGUUUUCAUUAUUAACAUAAUUGCAUAGAUGGUUUCUGCUCCUCCAGUCUUAAAGAAGUAUGGCGUGUUAAGAGGGCCUGGCCUCAGCUGUGAAACAGCAGUGGGGUUGUGGGAGCCCCAUUCACUCUGCUGAUUAAACAUAGUAAGCCCAAGUCUAAAUUUGCAUUGCGUGGUGCUAGUGGUGUGUGCAACCCCUUCACCCGACAGUACUUAAUGUCAGCCAUCCUUGUGACUCCUCGCCUUGCAUGUGCUGGGUGUGGCUGCCCCGUGCUGCCUCAGGAGGCAGAGCCCCAUCUCCUCUCUGGCUGUUGAGGGGGCCGCUACCUUGUUGGAGCUGGUAAAGCCGUUGGUGUUGACAUCUGGGGUGACUCCUGAAGCUGCCAUAUAGGUGCUGCCAAUGGUUUUGAUCUUGGUGAUGACCCGGAAUUUGGGAUUGUCCAGGAGCUGAGACCAGAAUUUAAAAACAGAACUGUCAGCACAGUUAAGGGAGACAUAAGCCAACGGAAUGGCAGAUGUAACCCGCAAGCCAUCCAAGAGAUGCUUUCCUAAAAAACUUUAUUCUGCAUGGUCCUGAGCAAACUUUUGAUUUUCUGAGCCUUCAUUUCCACAAUCUUAAUAUUGGAAUGAAAUUGCCAAGGGUGGUUGAGCACAUAUGUAAAAGCACUUUCUUUGGUAUGCAGUGUUUACUGAGCCUGAAUUUGAUGGUAGAAGGAUUCAGAGGGGCCUUGGGAUCUUCUUUGGGGCAGUCCUUAUCCAGUGAACUUGCAGGUGAUUUCCCAGGCCCCUACUUCACCCCCUCAGACGCAGCAUUGCCAGAUGGCUGCCAAUGCCCGUACAUUAUGAGGAAGGACUUAUAUGGAAAAAUAGCAGCUAGUGAUUCCACCACUUUGACUUCUGUAGCCUGUCAUGAGAUGUAAUCUGGAAUAAGCUGGCUUUGUAGCAGAUGGGGGUGGGGGACACUCACAGAGUCAAAAUCUGAGAUGAUCUCAUUGAGGAAGCGCAGACAUUCAAUGCCACCAUUAUUGAUGCUCUCUUCUGUGUAGAAGUCAGCAAAGUUGGGCAGGGAGGCAAACAUGACUCCAAUCUCAUCGUAAGACUGGCUAUACAGCUCCUAGAGAGGCAGAGCCAGAGAACUCAGAUUCAUUCCUGUAGCAGGUUAUUUAAUCAGUCUUCCGCACUCGUGAUAGGUGCACUCAGCGUUUUGGACACACACAUCUCCCAGGUUAUCCCAACUCUGAAUUACGAGAAAGCAGCUCAUCAUGACUGAGUAAAGAGCCACUCUAGUACCUGUACAGCCCCUAUGAAAAGGGGGCUGUGGGGUUGGGAAGUGAGGCAUUGGAACCUGGCUUUGUGAGAAGAUGACCGCUGACAGAAACAUGGGUUCUAGUUAAGGCCUCACCUUCUGAAAUGGGGCCUCACAGAGAUGUGUGGCCCACAGAAACAGUGCAGCCUGUAGCAUGCCCUUUACUUAAAGCCUGUGGGAUUCCUCAUUCCUGUUGUGGUUGCUGGUUAGGUCCAGCCCUACCUGGGCCCACACACACCCUCAGGGCUCCCGGCUACAGCACAAGACUGCCCCUUACCUCAUCUCUCUUCUUGGACCCCAAGAAGUGGCGUGCCACGUGCUCUGGCAGCAUGUUGGCCACCAAGGCUUCGUUCCAGCGUCGCAUCUCGUAGACACGUUCCUUCUGGUCAUGGACCUCAAUCUUCCAUAAGAACAGUGUCCGUGCCAGUUUUUCCACCUGUAGACACAAGCAAGGAGUGUGCUCUAAACCGGCCAUUCGAAGGAAAGAUGAGAAACGGGAACUUGAAUGGAGGGGGUUCCAGGUGGAAAACUGGAAGGAAAAUGGCUAAAUGACAAGGGAAAUAAGACACAGAAAGAUCCACUUAAUCACAAAAGGUUGCCCUCACAGCUCAGUGGGGAAUCCCAGCCUCUCAUAAUAGCACAGGUUUAAGACCUGGGUCUGUGGGGCCUCCUAGCCCAGGGAGGAGUCUCCAUUUCCAGCAGGCUCCUUUUGGCCAAGAAGUGGCUGGGGAAGACUGUGUUUUCCUGGCAAACCACUGGGUGGCACUUGAGCUAACAUGGAGCAGGGAGUCCCUUGCAUGGAUAAAUCCAUCCUCUUGAAGAAGCCAAAAAAUGGGGAAGGUGGUGACUUAUCAGGGUCAUGCUAGGUAAAGGAAACCAGCAUUCCUAGGAGUUCUGGGACUGCUGCUCAGGAGGCCCGGAUAGGGUAGCGAGCAAAAGCAGAGAGGAGCGUGUGCAGAUACUCACGUGGCGGGAGAAGUAGUACAAGCUCAGCAUCACGAUGAAGAUCAUCACUGUCAUUGAGUACUUCGAAGGCAUCAGGGGCAGCCUGCGGGGCAGAGGGUGUGUCGACCAAGAGAGCAUGUGCUGCCCUCGUGGAGUGGAGUUUAUUCUCUAACAGGUCGUGCACUUCCCUGACACCCGAAGCCUCAGGAACUUCCCAGCUUCUCACCCGUCUGCACACCAAGUCCGGACACGUGCACUUGGCAGGAAAGCUUCCUUAGGUCAUUGGGCUCCGAAAGGCCAACCAGCUCUGCCCCUCCCGGUUGCACCUGGACUCCCUGCCAGGGCUGCUCCCCACAUGUGUAAUCAUCGCCGCUUCACCUGACGGAGCCCAGAGGGGCUGAGCAGCAGCAGCACACUCACAAGACCAGGGCAGCUUACUGUGCCUUUUGCUAAUCAGACUUCUUAUUGUGUGGAGCUAUCAUUUUCAUUACCAUGUAGUAGCAUAGUAUAUGAAUAUACCAUAAUUUACAUAAU
Manis javanica (Malayan pangolin) is the source of this 6721-nucleotide messenger RNA. It is a transcript of the gene CENPO, whose product is annotated as centromere protein O. NCBI's taxonomy places the organism in Eukaryota, Metazoa, Chordata, Mammalia, Pholidota, Manidae. The record is from RefSeq and is a predicted model, not a curated record. Gene Ontology annotation, cellular component: Mis6-Sim4 complex; kinetochore.